Mesorhabditis spiculigera is the source of this 339-nucleotide messenger RNA. The record is from the annotation of a GenBank genome assembly. NCBI's taxonomy places the organism in Eukaryota, Metazoa, Nematoda, Chromadorea, Rhabditida, Rhabditidae.
AUGCUCACCUCAGCAGUCAUUUUGGUGCUCGUUGUCCCGCAGCUAAAUGCCAAUCGUAUGUGCGGGACCACUAGCGCAAUCAACAAGUACUACGGACUAGUACAAAACACGAUGUCGGUUGCGUUGUACUUCUUAGGCUUUGCCGUGUCUUUAUACGUCAACAAUACGAUACCUUCAAAACGGUCCUGCACUCGCCAGGAAAUCCGGCAACUCAAGACGAUGAUUGCCAUCUCGUCACUAUCGCUGUGUUUCGUCGCCCUUCCGAAUUGUUUGCUGAUAGAGAACAGCUGGGGCCCAAUUCAAUUUUCCGACCUGGUCCAGGGUGAGUUGAACGGAAAU